GCCGUCUUUUUGUCUUUUUUUUUUUUUGUUUUUUUUUUCUUUUUUUCUUUUUUCCUUGUUUGUGUUGUUUUGCUUGGUUGGUGUGCAUCGCAAUGGGACUACUGGGAAUACCAUGGGUGUUUGGCGUCGCUGUUGCACCAUUGCCUUUCGCACAUGGCACACUGGGUUGGGUAUCAUUUAGAGCUAUCUACAAAGUAUGGCUAUCCUUUUUCGUCAUCGUCUUCAUCCGCGUGCGAGCAGUGUUGAUGCGUGCGAGCGGUGUUGAUGUGUGCGAGCAGUGUUGAUGCGUGCGAGCGGUGUUGAUGUGUGCGAGCAGUGUUGAUGUGUGCGAGCAGUGUUGAUGCG
Didymella exigua CBS 183.55 is the source of this 345-nucleotide messenger RNA. RefSeq lists its product as uncharacterized. The transcript has a single exon. NCBI's taxonomy places the organism in Eukaryota, Fungi, Ascomycota, Dothideomycetes, Pleosporales, Didymellaceae. Bases 93 to 284 code for a protein of 63 amino acids. The record is from RefSeq and is a predicted model, not a curated record.